This is a messenger RNA of Tachyglossus aculeatus (Australian echidna), 4860 nucleotides long. It is a transcript of the gene KRABD3, whose product is annotated as KRAB-A domain containing 1. NCBI's taxonomy places the organism in Eukaryota, Metazoa, Chordata, Mammalia, Monotremata, Tachyglossidae. Gene Ontology annotation, biological process: regulation of DNA-templated transcription. The record is from RefSeq and is a predicted model, not a curated record.
AUGGCGCGACGGGUGCCCGUGACCUUCGAGGACCUGGCCGUGCGGUUCUCCGUGGACGAGUGGGCGCUGCUGGAGGAAUGGCAGAGGACGUUUCACCGUGACGUCAUGAGAGAGAACUUCGAGCUGCUGGUCUCCCUGGGUCAGCCGCUCUCCCCUUCCGUGUUCCUGUCCCUGACGGAGCCGUGGGAAGCCAACCGGGGCAAAGGCUGUUUGCGUCCCGGGGUGGCGGAGCGGCUUGGUGAAGACUGCGGCGCCCCGGGCGAGUGGCAGGGCAGCCUGCACCUCAGUGCCCUGGUGCGGCUGGUGAAGACGAUCCCGGAGUUCCUGUUUGGGGAGACCAAAGCCCCCACGGAGACGGCGGAGAGGGGACCGGCGGGCGCGGAACCUCUUGAGCUUCUCAGGCCGGGAGGGGACGCAGGGCCAAUGGAGAGCUGCCUCCAAGAGGUGCCUGGCCACCCAGCCAUCUCUGCUGGCCAUUUGCCCGCUCAAGGGCACGGGGAACUGAAGAACCCAGAGCCCCAGCCCGGGAACCCACUCAGGGCCGGGCCGAUGGGCGGCCCCUGCCCCCGGCCAUCCCUCGGUGGAGGCAAGGAGGCUCCGGAAUCUGCACCUGGCCAGCUCGGUACAUCCGCCUGCGGUCAGUCCCCGGGCGGCAUCGCUGGUGGCCGAGGGAGGCCGGAUUCGGACAGUGGAUCCAUGGGGCCAGAGGUCUCUCCCGGGAGCAGCCCCCUCGAAGGCCUCCUCAACUGCCUGAAGGAAAUCCUGGUGCACAGACCCCAGCCCUCCCCGCCGGCCGCCCACCGGAUCUCUCCCCACGGCGCCCUGGGGGCCAGGGAGCCACCUAGGCUUGACAGAAGGGGAGGGGUGCCAUCUUGGGAAGUGAAAGCCGGAGGUAGUCCCCCUGCCCGGACCUCCCCUCUCCAGGACCUGCUCAACCACCUGCGGGACAUUCCCGAAACCAGGCCCCGCAGCCCCUCGCCAGCCCCCGCCCCCUCGUCUGCCGGCCCCCAGGCAACCAGCGGACCGUCGAGGAGAGCGGAGCCCGGACCCUGGAACUGGGCCUUUCGGGUGAAGACGGAGGUGGUAGCGGAAGAUGCCCGGGUCCCCGGCCCACAGAGCCAUGUACCCGACAGGCCCGUCCCUGCGGCCCGCCCCCCAGGCCCCAGCUCCGCCAGCAGCCCGCGUUACUCCGGGGACCAUCGAGGACCUGAGAUGCUGUGCUGGGCCCCGACUGCCCCGGUUGGCAGUGCCCACGGCUCACCCCUGGAGGCCCUGGAAGCCUGUCUGAAGGAGAUCCCCGGGAGCAGGACCCAGCCCGCUCAAGCCCCAACCGGCCCCUGGAGGCUGAGCCACGGAGAGCUGGAAGCCCAGCGAUGGAAAGGGGAAGAGGUGCCCUCGGGACUGGGCUUCAGGCAGGGGUUGAGGGGCUGGGGGAAGGAGCUCACCGCCUGCCGCUGGACCCACCCCAGCACACCCACCAGCGUGUCCUCUACCAGCAGCACCGACGGAGACCUGGAUAUCAGGGGGCCCGAGGGGAAGUGGGGCAGAGAGAUGGCGGCGGCGUUGACCGUGGCAGCGGAGACGGAGAGUUCCCCUCUCCGAGGCCUGGAGAAUUGCCUCAGGGAGAUCUCUGUGCGCAGACCCCCCAACGGCCAACCCCCUUGGGCCCUGCCGGGGGACGGGGCACAUCGAAGAGGGGAGCCCGGGCGCUGGAGGCCGCCGGACAGGGGAGGGCUGAGGAGCGAGGCCCCCGACCCCCACCGCCCAAGCCGGGGAAGCAAGGAAGCAGCUGGCAGGGCCGCCAGGCUCCCUGGCACCUCCACUCACCCCUGGAGAGGGGCUGGGGACUUGUGGCUGGCUGAGGGGGCACUAUGGAGAGGACCCUGGGAAGGGGAGUUCAAAGGGACCGUGGCUGGACCCUCUCCGCUCCGGGGCCUGGAGAACUGCCUGCGGGGGAUCUCGGCCAUGAGGCCCCCUCACUUCACCUCUGCGGCCGGCCCCGGCCCCAGCCCCAGCCCCAGCCUCAGCGCCAGCAGCAGCAGCGGCGGCUCCGACGGAGAGGACCGGAGACCGGAGCCCGCAGCGAGGCUGGCACCGCCCCACAAAGGCUCCCCGCUGUCCAGUCCAGAGCGUGGCCGGCAGGACCCCCCCGCCCCGUGGCCCCAUCCCCCUGGCAUCUUCCACAGCGUCGGCAGCUCGGGCAGGGAUGUGGGCUCCAAGAAGCCGAAGAUGGAGGCCCAGGGAACCCUUGUCGCAGCUGUGAAGAUUGAGGAGGGCACAGGGGACAGCCCCCGGAGUAACCCUCCUCCGCAGGAGAAGGAAGCAUCCACAGAGAGGCCCUGCCCAUGUGACACUCCCAGCAGCCCCGGAGGAGGGGCAUCGACAGAAUCCUGUACCUCCCUCGGGCCGAUGGACCCCGGGCCCGGGCCCGGCACCCCCUCCCCUGGUGGAGCCAAAGGAGUCGGGGGCUCCGAGGCCCUGGAGGCCGGGAUCUUGAAACCAAGCGAAACAAAAGCCCUGGGGACAAGUUCCCCACCCUCUGGCCCGGGUGGCUGCUUGAGGGACUCACCCAGCGGGGGCCCGGCCCCCACCAGCACCCUGGUCUCCCCCAGCACCCUGACUGUAACCAGCAAGUCUCCCGUUUGCACCCCCGAGGGCAUGGCACGGGGAGGCCUGGAACCCGACGGGUCAGCUCAGCUGGAGGAAGGCACGGCCUCUCCCGGCCCAGAAGAACUGCCAACCGUGAAGCCACAGAACAGCCCCGGCGGCUCCUCCGGAACCCCGGACAUUUCCGCCUCACCAAGACCCGGUCAGGGGACCAAGCGAUCGUACAGUCAGGCUGAGAUGGGCAUUGGGCCCCUAUGCAGCAGGACCCCUUGCAGCGGGUCCCCAUCAAGUGAACCACCAUGCCACAAGCCUCCACGCAGCGCCGGCCCCAGCUGGACCCCCCCGGCUGAGACCCCCGGCCAGACGGCGCACCCCUCCAGCCCCCAGCCGCGGCCCCCCUGCCCCUGCGGAGAGGCCCUGCGCGAGGACCUCCGCGGCCUUGGGGCCACGCUGUCGCAGCAGCUGGGCCAGAUCGCCGCCGCACUGGCCGGCCUCUCGCGCGACUUCGCCGCCGUGAGGAGCCACGUGGACCGACUGGAGCGCGGCCCCCGGCGGCGGCGGCGGCCCCCGACCCUCUCCUGGAGCCGCCGCUGGGGCAAAGGUACUCUCCGCCGACGGCCCCGCCGCCCUGGGCCCAAGGGCCCGCCCCUUGGGGAGCAGCCCAAGAGGGCCGAGGAGGGCAGCGGUGUUGGCCGCCCACAGGGACCGCUGCCCGGUCCACCCCCUGCGGCGCCCAACGAGGCGUCCAGCCCCGUUCUCCCGGCUCCGGCUCCCUCGUCUUCGGGCUGCUACCCCCCGCUGAACGGACGCCUUCCCUGUGGGCGGCCUGAGGGCUGCCUGGGCCCCCUGCCCACUCCAGCCCCGGCAUCCCCGUCCCCCCGGACUGCCCUCCCACCUCAGCCAGGAGGAGGGGCGGAGCCCCCGCCCGGUGCGGCCGUGCCUCUGGUUGUCCCCGGUGAGCAGAGAGAUGCUGGGAGCCCGGCCCUGGCGGCUGGGGGGGCCCCGCAGGGGCCGGACUGGGCCUGUGGCGACGGACAUCCUGUCUGGGGAGCGGCCUGGGUGGACAGAGGGGAGCCCGUGGGCUGAAUUCGCGGGAGACUUGGGCUUCCUGAGGUUCCUCCCGCCCUCCCUCCCCGGCCUUCCACUCUGUCAGGGUCAUUCUGGGGAUCAGCCCCCUCCCUGCCCUUCCCGCCCGCUCAGUUCUGCCCUCGUGCUGCCCUGGCUGCCGUUAACCCCUUCCGCCUCUCCUCUGAGCCGCGGGGGCAGGGAUUAGGGAUGGGGGGGGGGGGGCAGCAAAACUCCCCCCUUACUGCGCCUCACUGCUGAGUCCAGGAACAGCCAAAGUGUGUGUGAGAGAGAGUGUAUGUGUGUGUCUGUGUGUUUGGUUGUGGGGGGGCAGUGUCAGUGAGGCUGCAGGGUCUUUGCACAAAUCAUUGCCCACCUGCUCGCCGCCCCCCUCCCGGCAAUUCCCAUCACUCCCUCCCCAGGCAGCAACAAUUCCACAGGAGGGAACAGGGCCCAGCUCUUGCCCUCUUCCCCCCCCAACCCUCUAACACAUACACCCAGCGUGGUGUGUCUCCCCACUCCCCGACUCUGGCUGGCUAUCUUGCACUGUUUGUGAGGCACCGUGUCCUCUGUGCUAUACCCCUGGGCACAGAGGGCAGAGAAAAAUAUUAAACCCUUCGGUUGCUAAGGAGUGUGUAGGACUGCAGUAGACGGGGCGACAACAAGGAGGUAAGGGGAGGGGGACCGCGAUCCUGGGCGAUUCCCACCAUAGGGGGUGGCAUAUGGGGUUGGUGCCAGGCUGUGCCUGCUGUGAGCUCUGCCCGCUGUGGGCUGGGGCUGAGUUGUGCCUUCUGGAGGCUACGUCUACUAUAGGCUGGUAGUGGUGUUGACUUGUUGAAGGUCUGGUACUCCUCAGAGGUGGGUAUCCAUUCCGGGGGCAUCUGUGGGGCUAUAAGUUUCCAUCUGGCCAACAGCCCCAUCCUGUGCCCAUCCUAUGCCCUGGAUGGGCUGUGCUCCCCAAGCGCUUAGUACAGUGCUCUGCACACAGAAAGCACUCAAUAUAUAUGAUUCAUUGAUUGGAUGUCCAUGUGGGGGGUCAGAAGGGCCAUCUUGGAGGGCAGAGACCCCCACCCAGGACAUGAUGGAACCUGUUGGGAUUAACUGGGUCUGAUACGAUGACGAUAUCUAACCCAGGGCUUGGUAUUGUGUUUGGCAGCAAGUGUUUAAUACAUACCACUAUUAUUAUGG